Molecule: messenger RNA, 7512 nt
Organism: Esox lucius (northern pike)
Lineage: Eukaryota; Metazoa; Chordata; Actinopteri; Esociformes; Esocidae
Gene: mapk8ip2
Product: mitogen-activated protein kinase 8 interacting protein 2
Exons: 14
Coding region: 351-4289 (1312 amino acids)
Biological process (GO): regulation of JNK cascade
Cellular component (GO): cytoplasm
Molecular function (GO): protein binding
Source: RefSeq, a predicted model, not a curated record
CAUUUGUCGAGGCAGGCAACGGACUGCGGGUGUGUGGCUGGGCUGGCCGCAUAGGUACAAGAUAGGAUUUUUUCUGUGUUAUUACCGCAGUCUACCUUUCCUCUGUUCUCUGCCAUUUUCGGGCCGUAGUGGAUAGCAGCUCUAGGCAGAUUGGAUGGUGAUGCUGAGUACGCUUAUCUGAUUUGGCUAGGUCGAGGCCAGGGUGAUCUGGAACAGCGUGGCCAUAAGAGGGAGAGUCAGAGAAACCGCACUGGUCGUGAGUGCGUCCGUCUGUCGCGCUCUGUGGUUGUGAAUGGACUGCGCUUCAUCAGUGAUUCUCUGCAGUCACAUCGAGUCGUUUAUAGAGGAAGAUGGCGGACAGGGCUGAGAUGUUCUCUCUCUCCACCUUCCACUCCCUCUCUCCUCCAGGCUGCAGGCCUUCCCAUGACAUCAGUCUGGAGGAGUUUGAUGAUGAGGAUCUGUCUGAAAUCACAGAUGACUGUGGAAUAGGACUCAACUAUGACUCUGAUCCCUACGAGAAGGACUGUCUAAUUCUGGAGAAGAGCGACAUGCACCACCCUGUCUGCUCCUUCCAGGAUGACUUCCAGGAGUUUGAGAUGAUCGAUGACGAGGAUGAGGAGGACGAGGACGAUGAGGACGAAGAGGAGGUUGACCCUGAUGCCCUUCCUUCUCCCUCCGCUUCCCCUCCUCCUUCCCCCACUCUGGGCACGGGGAAGAGCCGGCCGACCACCCUGAAUCUCACCACCACUGUCUCACAGGAUGCUGCUGACAACUCCCCCCCCCCACUCUCUCAGGACUCGCUGAACAACAACAGCAGUCUUUCGCCAAAGAAGGGCAGCUGGCAGGACUCUCUACGCAAUCCCACCUCACAAGGCCGUCUGUCUCCAACCCACUCUUGUCUGGAGGAUGGGAGCCACGUGACUGGCCAGUGCCCCUCCCAACCAAUAAUCCAGGCCCCUGGGUCCCAGAGCAAAGGUACACCCCCCAAACAGACAGGGGAGGUUGGACACCCCCAGUCCCCCUGCAGACCCCUCCUCUGCGACAUGGAGGGCAACAGACGAGAGAGGCCCGAAUACGGCUCUUUCGGUCAACACCCAGGCUCUGACGAAGUCUCAGGUGACCCUUCAACUCUCACUUCCAGGGUGCCCUCCAUGGAGGACCACUCCCAGUGCUCUGAUACCGAAGUUGACCAUGACAUUAACAGCUCCAACCCCAACCACAAACAUUUGCGGUCCUGCACAUCCACCCAGCGACGCGCCACGGACACUUACACUGUCACCACUGAGUCCGGCCUGGACCAAGAGCUAGAGAAUGACCCGGACGGGACCAGCCGAUGCCUGUCCUCUACUGCUCCUAUUGGGGGGAACGACGGAGCUGACACCCCUCUGUCAGAUGAGGAACUAGACAAAGAUUUCGACGUAGAGUUUAUGUGCAAGGAGACCUAUGACAUGGUGUGUAAGGAGAACCAGAGUUCAGUCUACGUUGAGUUCCCCUCCAUCGAGCCUUCUGAGCUGGCUUCCUUCUCCAGCUAUAUGUCAUCCAGCCACUCCGAUGUUCUCGACCAAUCCCGAAGCAGUGACCAGAGUGAGCGUCCGGUUGCAGCCAAUGAGGUGGCCAACAACUCCACCUCUCCAUCCUCAGACCCGGGCAUCGCUGACAUGAAUGCCAAGAGAUGCUACGCCACCUCAGACCAAGAUCAGGACUUAAGUUCCCCCGGGUCGGACUCGGACAUCGAGGAGGAGCUGGAGGCAGCAUUCGCCUGUGGAGGGCCUCUAGUCUCCAACAUGAUCUCCUCCAUUUCUGAGACAGAGCUGGACCUGACCAGUGAUGACAGUAGUAGUGGACGCUCCUCUCACCUCACCAACUCCAUCGAGGAGGCCAGCUCGCCCACCUCUGACCAGGACCUAGACCCAGACACCGAGCUGGAACAGGACAGCGGCAUUGUGGGAAUGAAGGCGGCGCUCCUCCUUAGCCAGGCAGACCCCAUCAAAGAGUGCUCACCCCUACCCUCUCCUUCACCACUCCCCUCCCCCACCAUGGCAACCCCCUCCCCUGCCGACUCCCCCGUCCUGCCCCCGGAGCCCUAUGACGACGGCCAGGCUCUCAUGGGCUUACAGAACGUGGAUGAUGAUGCCUUGCUGUAUGGGCACCAAGCCGACCCUGAUGAGACCCUGCCCCCGGCCCAGCACUGCGAAGACAGCAUGUCCAGACAGAUGCUCCUUCAGAUAGAACCAGACCACGGCCUGGAAAGCUUCAAACGCUCUUUCUAUCUGCCAGUAGGACCUAGACUUAUGCCCGGUCACGCCGAUGACUAUGACGGCAACAGUGAGUCAGAGUCAGAGAGCGAGGACGAGCUGAGCGAGAAUUCAGAUUCUCCCUGGUUGCUAAGCAACCUGGUGAACAAGAUGAUCUCAGAGGGCUCUUAUCCAAUCAGCUGUCCCGAGGAAUGUUUUAAGAGAUCAGUGUCUGUCUCAGACACCAUCUCGCCUUCCUCAGACAUCGAGCCAGACACGUUCCCAGAAGCCACAAACAAUCGAGAGCAGAAAUUUGAAUUGAAAGGAUCGGUGGAGGAGAGCAAGGACGGGAAGGGCUUCAGGAAGGAGGGGAGGACGAGAGACCAGAGGGAUCAGAGUGAAGGGAAAGUCAACCCUCCCUAUGGACCGUGUCUUUACAUGAGCAAUCCCAAUGCUGACACCAUCAGACCUGUGAUUGUUGAGCGCUAUGGCAACAGGCAAUCCACGGAAAGCAACCAAACUCAGAACUCUGAGAAAGACUUUACCAACCCUAAGUCAGGCAAAAACACCAAGAGGAAGGAUGAAGAAGAGGAGGGUGAAGAUACAGUGGAGCCUGAUAACGACCUGAUGAUGCUGGAGGGCAGGAAGGAACUGGACUCCCCUAGCCUAAGUGACAAGGACGAAGGCCGCGAGACGGAGGCCAAGCCUAGCAGACGCUCAACAGCCUCCCUGGAACGCAUCACUACGGUCAAACACAGCCUGACCCUGGACAUCCCCACGUCCCAGACCAACAGAUGCUUCAGCCUCACCUACUCCACCGACAACGAUGAGGAAGAGGAGGAAGAGGAGGAAGAGGAGGGAGACUCCUCCCCAUUCCUGAGCUGCCUGAGGAAGCAGUCAUCCUAUGGCGGCAGCAACCAUUACCUGGACAGCUCCCCACCCAUAGACGAGAGCGUCCGGGACCUCCCUCUACCAGAGCAGGACCUCCCCCUGUCGGAGAGGGAAGUCCCUCUACAAGCCCUGCGGUCGCAGCCAGACCAUGACGGACUGGCGUACGACUCCAUGAAGUACACUCUGGUGGUGGACGAGAACACGACACUGGAGCUGGUCAGCCUCAGGAGGUGUACGUCUGUGCUGAGUGACGACAGUGAGUUAUCUACACUGUGUGAUGAUGAUCCCCUGGGGACGGAGGAGGUGGGGUACGUUCGGGAGAACGAAGGGGUGCGGCCAGAACUUCUCAGCUCAUCAGAAGACUCUUCGCCUGAGGCAGACAUGCACUUCUCCAAGAAGUUCCUCAACGUCUUUGUCAACAGCACCUCCCGAUCCUCCAGCACAGAGUCGUUUGGUCUGUUCUCCUGUACCAUCAACGGAGAGGAGAGAGACCAGACACAUAGGGCUGUGUACAGGUUUAUUCCCAGACAUGUGGAUGAGUUGGAGCUGGAUGUAGACGACCCUCUGUAUGUUGAAGAGGAGGAGGAUGACUACUGGUACAGAGGCUACAACAUGCGGACGGGAGAGAGAGGAAUAUUCCCUGCAUUCUACGCCCAUGAGGUCAUAGGGCAGCCCAAGGAGUUUAUGGGAGUAAAGAGGAAUCCCGCCUGGAUGGACAGUUUCAGUGUUCAGUUUCUGGGAUCUGUGGAGGUGCCCUAUCACCAGGGCAACGGCAUCCUUUGUGCUGCCAUGCAGAAGAUUGCGAUAGCAAGGAAGAGGACAGUCCAUGUGCGGCCCCCCUCUCUGUGUGAGCUUGAGAUCAGUCUACAAGGGGUUAAACUGGUGAUGAGUCUGGAAGACGAAUACGACACUAUGGAUGAGUUUGACAGAUGUAGUCACUUCUUCCAGAUGAAGAACAUCUCGUUCUGUGGAUGUCAUCCCAAAAACAACUGCUACUUUGGCUUCAUCACUAAGCACCCGAUGUUGAACAGGUUUGCCUGCCAUGUCUUUGUCUCCCAGGAUUCAAUGCGGCGCGUGGCAGAGAGUGUUGGACGGGCUUUCCAGGAGUAUUAUCAGGAGCACCUGGAGUACGCCUGCCCCACCGAAGACAUCUAUCUGGAGUAGAGGAGGCAGGAAGCAGAACAUGUUGCCAUAACUACCACCUCUUUCUUCCUGCUGCUGCUUGUGUAGGUUCAUGAAUCUUACCACCAGGUGGUGCUGGUGGCUCUUCAUCUCUCCACCAGGAGGGCGCUGGUGGCACUUCUCUCCAUUGUAAAAUACUCCUAUAUCUCUCAAAACUGGAAUGUUAAUUUCAGUAUGCAGUAUGCUAUGUUUUAUUUAUUAUUUAUUUAUCAUAUUUAUUUGUUUUCUGGAUUGCCUCUUUGAUAAAGAAAUAAGAGGCCUGGCACUAAUUUAGGUAUCAUGUAUCCUCAAAAAAACAACAACAAUUAUUCUAUUCCUACUGCUGCAACUUCACAUGGUCCAAUGCAUGGCUAGGAGGGUGACGCGCACAGACACAUAGACUUUUUAAGACACGAAAAAGGUCAACAGUGAAAAGUACACAGAUCACAUUAUUGGGUCAGGUGUGGUUUGGUGUAAAUAUGUAUUUGUUCAACAUCACAAACUGCUAUUCUACUGAUAGUGACAUUGGAAGUAGAGCGAGAGUACAGUUCUCUGUCUUGGUCCAAGCUAAAACCUGUAUUGUGUACAAGACAUAGUUUGUUCUGUAAAUAUAUGUAUAGGCAUUAGAUAAAUACAGACGUCUCAUCCGAACAAUGUAAGUAGCAUCCACAACCAAUAAACAGAAAGAGAUAAACAGGAAAAAUAAAUUGAUCUGAAAAUAGGGACGAUGUUUUAACCUAGUGGUAAGCAAAAGGUUUGUUGGGAACGACAUGUUGGAGUGAGAUUCCCUUUCACUGGUUGUGGUAUGGGGUGUAUGCCUGGGUCUGUUUCCCUUCCCCUAGCUUAUUCAAAGUCCACCAUCUUGAAAUUCAUAAUUUUUAAAUGUACUGGCAUCAAAUCUUUAAGCACGAGACAGAUGAAAAUGAGGUGUUGCGCCGCACUUUGCACUGCAACAGAUGUAAAUAGUGAUUCCAUCAUAUUUCUUUGCACCGGUCCAUAUCUCAGUGUGUGAACCCAGAAUACGAGCUAGGGUUAGGGAACAGAGGCCACAGUGGAAUGAAGGCUCUUCAUCAUGUUGGUCGAUUUGACAUUUAAAAGGUUCUGACUUGAUCUAAUAGUAAGACCUGCCCACCCAUUGUCCAGAACGGUCACAAUAGCUGUCUGCUUUUGGAGAACAGCUCCUCGAAUUAAAUCUCCAGUUAAAGCAGAGUGGCAGGAAGAGGUUUCUAUGGCAACAUGAGUGAUAAGAAUGAUUUAGAGCUUCUGGACUUUCAAUAGUAUUAUAGAAACAACCAGCGUUAUCUUUGUUUCCCAUCUGAUUUAAGUUUCCUGAUGUAUAGAUACCUACACAUCGUUAUAAUCACUCUAAAUAUCAGGUCAAACAAAGGAAGGGCCUCUCUAGGAGAUAUACUACCACAGCUCCAUAGUAACACUACUUUCUUAUAGAAAACACCAUUGUACAGGUGUGUGUGUGUGUGUGUGUGUGUGUCUGUGUGUCUGUUUGUGUUAAUGAGACCACUAAGAAUAAGGCCCGAUUGGGCUUGUUGACUGUCCAAGGCAAUAAGCACAGUAAAGUCAUGAAUGAGAUAAUGAAGACAGAAUGUAGUGGUGCCCUUCAUCUCGUGUCCCUCCAUUUUCUCUUUUAGAUGUGUCAAUUCUAAAACAAGUGCUGAGGGUUUAUAAUAGCUUUGUAAAAUGCUUACUUUUGGUCUGACUACCACGGUUUUAGAAGUUGACUUUACAAUGUCUUCUGCCUGAAACCUGAGAGGUGUACUUCACUAGUACUCCUAGAUUUCAUGACUAUACUCCUAGAAGUCAUUGGAAAUCUACAUGGGUUGAGAUGAUACAUUCUACAGUUGUCUUUUCCACUUCAAUUAGCAUACUGUAGCCAACAGUACAGCAUCAAAUGAGUCUAGGGGAACUGGGAAUCCCCUUCACCAGCUGAGUAUAGUUGCUUCUACAUCGAAAUACACAACUUCUUGUACUGCUUUUAUUCUUCAACAAAUAUUAAACAGCAAAGGUUUUUGGUGGAGAUGAUAGUAUUGUUGAUACACUGGUGAUGAGCUGAGUCAUGGGACCUUCAGGCUGACCGGUCUGUUAGUGACUGGGGUGUAAUUAGGAGAAAGGAGUGGAUGCAGUCUCAUCGUGUAUCGCUGUUGGUUCGAUCCUGUAAAUACUAGAGUCCAGAAGACAGUGUCCUUAACUGAGUAUGUUAUUGAAAAUGUCAAAUGACUAAUUCACAAAAAGUUUACCACAAGAAAAUCACAGUCGAAGAGAACAUUUUUAUCUGUUCUUGUUUUUCUUUGAGCCUGUUGCGUUUAACCUGACAGCAAUGUUAAAGAAAAGCCUAGAACUAUAUCCAACACAUUGGACAACAACUUGGGGAGGAUCUCUACACUUUUCUACAAAUACAGGAAACAUGAAUGCAGAGUUUAGAUGGAGUGUUAACAUUUUAACUUCCAAAAGCGGUAGUCUUGUCUGUUAAGUACAUUAGAAACCUGUUUUUAUUCAACCCGUACUUCAUGGUCGAAUUCCAAUGCCUUGGCUUUUUUCAAUUCUCUAUAGAAAACAGAACCACACGUGGUGGUUCCCUUCGUCUUCACAUCAACCACUAAGGUGACAUUAUCAGUUCUUGACAUUCACCCCACCGACAUGCUUCAGCAGCACCCCUUUUAGGCAUAUGUGGCAUGUGACAUCAUUAUGGGACACUUUGACCUUGCUGAUGAGACACAACAACCCAGGCACUGGCCAAUCCACCGAUAGAACAGAGGUGUUGCGAUGAACCAAUUAAAACAGAGCUUUUAGAGUCAGCUUUCAUACAGAAACCUGUUUCUUCUUAUCAAUGCAGUCCAUUGCUUUGAGCUCCAGCUGUGCUCCAUCUCUUACCUGUACCAGUUUGUUUUGUGUCUUUGUUUUUUCUAUCUUGUAACAGCUUAGUUGAGGUCCGUCUAUUUUCCCUGAUAGCUACAUUACACCAACAAACUCCCAGGAUAAUCUAGUCUUGUAUAGCAGCUCAGAUAUCAAGUUAACAGUUAAUAUAAACUUUGGACUUUAAUACAUAAACAAGAUUCUUCACUGUAUAACUAGAGCAUCAGUAUGUGACAGAAAUAAACAUAUCUAUCUUGUAUCUUUAAAAAAUGAGGACUUGUAAAAAUCAAUAAGAAAAAAAAAAGAAGAAAAAAAAACACUGCCUUGUCAUGGGUUUGGUCUUAUGAAUAAAAUAUAU